Messenger RNA from Oryza sativa Japonica Group (Japanese rice), 588 nucleotides. Its product is annotated as peroxidase 1. NCBI's taxonomy places the organism in Eukaryota, Viridiplantae, Streptophyta, Magnoliopsida, Poales, Poaceae. Gene Ontology annotation, cellular component: plasmodesma; plant-type cell wall. Gene Ontology annotation, molecular function: peroxidase activity; heme binding. The record is from RefSeq and is a predicted model, not a curated record. Gene Ontology annotation, biological process: response to oxidative stress.
AUGGGCGCGCGGCCGUGUCGGCCGGCGCGGCGGGUGGCGGGGGUGCGGCUGGCGGGCGUGGCGGGGUGUGGCGGGGCGUGGUGGGGGCGGGGCAGGCGGCGAGCGUGGCGGGCGUGGGGGUGGCGGGCGUGGCGGGCGGCGAGCGUGACGGCGCCCGUGCCCCCCUGGUGCCGCGCCGCCCCGCCCCGCUGCCCCCGUGGUGCCGUGCCCCCUCCUGUAGCGGCGGAGUGCGUAUAUGCCCCCACCCUCGCCGCCGCCAUCCUCAGGCUCCACUUCCACGACUGCUUCGUCAGGGGUUGCGACGCCUCCGUGCUGCUGAGCUCCACCCACGGCGUCGGCGGCAACAACAUGGCCGAGCGGGACGCACCACCCAACCGGAGCCUGCGCGGCUUCGUCUCCGUCCAAAGGGUCAAGUCCAGGCUCGAGGCCGCCUGCCCCUCCACCGUCUCCUGCGCCGACAUCCUCGCCCUCAUGGCCCGUGACGCUGUCCUCCUCGCCAGUGGACCCUACUGGCCCGUUCCGCUCGGCCGGAGGGACGGCCGCGUCUCCUGCGCCGCUGAGGUUAUGUCUCCAUCCAAUAUCGUUUAG